Molecule: messenger RNA, 7871 nt
Organism: Malania oleifera
Lineage: Eukaryota; Viridiplantae; Streptophyta; Magnoliopsida; Santalales; Ximeniaceae
Product: G-type lectin S-receptor-like serine/threonine-protein kinase SD2-5
Exons: 3
Coding region: 289-2673 (794 amino acids)
Biological process (GO): protein phosphorylation
Molecular function (GO): protein serine/threonine kinase activity; ATP binding
Source: RefSeq, a predicted model, not a curated record
UCCGUCAACGCUGCGAGUGAGGCCCGAUCGCCGGGAAAAGCCGCGACAGCAGCUGGGCGGUGGUCGUCGGCGGUGCUGGGGGGAGCUGCAGGAAAAGCUGUUUGCGCGCGUUGGCGCGUGUUGGUCACGACUCCACCCACAUAGAUCCGACGACCACUGCAACUAGUAAAGCAAUGCUCCAUAAAAUAACAUUUGAUUUGAGUCCACUUCUAUCCAACCAUUCAAAUAAUAAGGAAGCGUUGAAGACGAAGACUUAGUUUUGAUGGAUUAUACUUCGCCUGCGGCUUCAUGCGUCGAAACAUCGAAGAAGACAAUUGGCUUUUUGUCGUCUCCCUUGCGAAUGAGUGGUCGCGAAUAACGGUUCUGUAUAAUGAAGAAAUCUCGCCAGCAUCCGCAUGGGCACCGGUCUCAUCCCCAGUCUCAAUCGCAACAAUACCAGGUGAAGCAACGGCAGUUUGGUCUGCAAAUCCAACCCAUAAGGUUCAAUCCAAUGCAACAGUGGAGCUCACUCCCGAAGCAGGUCUGGUCUUAAAAGACAGUGAUGGAACUUUAGUAUGGCAAACCAACACUUCUGGCAAGCUUGUUACGGGCAUGAAACUGUCUGAAAUGGGGAAUCUCGUGCUCUUCGAUCACAAUAAUAUUACCGUUUGGCAAUCAUUUGAUCACCCCACGGACACUCUACUCUUAGGCCAAAAAUUGAUGCCUGGGCAAAGUCUCAUCUCUGAUGGAGGUUUGUUCUCAUUUUUCCUCACAAGAAAUGCUUGUUUGGUUCACACUCUCUCUAAUCCUCCCCUCGUCUAUUCUUCAUUUUCUAAUGGUACAAAAGUGAACGACAUUAAAUUCACUAAUUCAAGUUCAGGUUCAUCAAUCAUUAUCGAAUAUUCAGAUCAUAAUUCUUACUCGAUUAGUCAAAUUAGUUUCGAGGACUCAUCAGUAGGAAAAUACAUCAAGUUUGAGUCGGAUGGGCACCUGAAAGCAUAUGAGAACAAAUUUGGAUAUAUGGGGAGUUUAGUCGCUGAUAAUCUUCUAGGUCUUGAUGCAUGUGAAUACCCAAUGGUGUGUGGGGAGUAUGGUGUUUGCUCUGUUGGGGGGCAGUACAGAUGCCCUUUGUUCGGACUUACUACUGCAAGCUACCUUAAGCCUAAAGAUUUGCAUAGGCCCGAACUUGGUUGUAUUCGGAUCACACCCUUGUCUUGCAAAUCUUUGCAAAACCAUAUUCUUGUAAAGUUGGAAAAUAUCACUUACUUCCCUUUUAUUCAAACACAAUAUUUUGUGAAUUUCAAUAUAACAAAUAUUGAGAUUUGCAAGCAGGCUUGUUUGAAGAAUUGUUCUUGCAAAGCUGCUGUGUUUGAGCAUGCAAUUGGCAUUGGCACUAAUGUAUCAGAUGGCUUUGGCUUUAAUGGAUCAAUAUAUUCAUCGGAAGGAAGAUGCUAUUUAGCACCCCAGGUAUACUCACUGAUUGAAAGCGAAUCAGGAAGAAGGGUGGGAAGAAGGGUGGUAUUUAUAAAGGUCCAAACUGAAAAUCAUGGCCAUCAUACUGUUUCCAUCAUCUUGGGAUCUAGCUUUGGAGCUUCUUUUGCUCUGUUUCUUUUAAUAGUUAUUCUAAUAUAUUGUUUUCAACGAAGAAAAUAUGCAAGGGUGGCUGUUGAAGAUAAUUUAGACCAAAUACCAGGAAUCCCCAAAAGGUUUACUUAUGAAUUCUUGAAAGCGUCAACAGAGAAUUUUAACAAAAAGCUCGGUAAAGGAGGAUUUGGGUCGGUUUAUGAAGGAACUCUCAAUGACGGCAGCAAAGUUGCCGUGAAGCUUCUUAAUGGUUCUCUACAUGUUAAGAAGUCUUUCUUGGCUGAGGUCGAGACAAUAGGCAGGAUUCACCAUUUCAAUUUGGCAAGAUUGGUUGGGUAUUGUGUUGAGAGUUCGUGUUGGGCUUUAGUUUAUGAAUAUAUGUGCAACGGGUCAUUGGAAAAUUGGAUCUUCCAGAGAAACAACAAUUUCUCUCUUGAUUGGAAGACUAGAAGGAAGAUCAUCCUCGACAUAGCCAAGGGGAUGGCCUAUCUCCAUGAAGGAUGCCAGCAGAAAAUAAUUCACUUGGACAUUAAACCCCAAAACAUCCUUUUGGACAAAAAUUUCAACGCAAAAGUUUCUGAUUUUGGACUGUCCAAGUUAAUUGAAAGGGAUCAAAGCCAAGUUGUGACGACAAUGAGAGGAACUCCAGGAUAUCUAGCACCUGAAUGGCUGAGCUCUGUCAUUACAGAAAAAGUUGAUGUUUACAGCUUUGGAGUUGUGAUGUUGGAAAUAGUGUGUGGGCGGAAAAUUUUUGAUCAUUCUCAGCCAGAAGAAUGCAAGCAUUUGUUAAGUCUUUUCAAGCAGAAAGCAGAGGAGGAUCAACUGUCGGAUAUGGUUGACAAGAGCAGUGAGGAUAUGCAAUUACAUGGGGAAGAAGUCGUGACGAUGAUGAAGGUGGCAGCAUGGUGUUUGCAAAGUGAUUUUGCAAAGAGGCCUUCCAUGUCGCUUGUGAUUAAAGCCUUGGAGGGUGUGGUGGAUGUUGAAGACCCCUUGGAUUAUAACUUCUUCAGUCCUCCUUUUGGAAGAACCAUUGCUGCAGUUGAUGUAGCAAGAGAUGAUGGCAUUAUGGCUUCAUCAAUAUUGCCAUCACUUUUAUCAGGACCAAGGUGAAGAAAAGGCUUGAACGUGUGAGAGUUGGCUGACUUGUCGAGGGAGAGCUCUCAACGAGUGCCACACGGCCCUUACUUGAGUUCCAUUUUGGGGGUCCGUGACAGUUGGUAUCAGAGCACAGUGUGUGCGAGCACCAUGCGUGGGAUUAGGAGAAAUAAGUCCGGAAGAGUGAAGUGCAUUGAGGCGCUUGAGACAAAACUUGCAACCCUGGAGACAACGUGCGGUGACCUCCAAGGGUUGGUGGCAACAUUGAUAAAAGAGAAAGGCGGGUCAACAGAGCUUGAGGCUGCCGAAGAAAACCCUAGAGAAAAUCUCUAUGGGGUAUCAAAAGUCGUAGAGAGACUUGAGGAACUUGAAAAAUUCAUUCCAAGUGUGAAAUCCCUGGAGAAACGGCCAAGAGAGCUUGAGGCAUUCCAGAAGAGUAUCGAGCAGUUGGAAGCCUUUGAGAGUAGGCUACAACAUAUUGAGGGCAUAUUGCCAUCUCUUUCGUCCCAACGGGGAGAGCCAAUAGAGCUUGAGGCCUCCUUACGGGAGCUAACGGAUAAUCUUGAUUUCCUUACAGAAGAUGUUAAAGUGUCCAUUACUGCUUUGAAGGGAGAUUUGAAGGAGAUGGGUAAUGUCCAAAGUGCGGUGGUCCAAGUCUAGAGGGAUUUACAAGAGAUCACUGCGAAAGUGAAUGCAGUGGCACAGUUAGCCCGAUGGCCAGUUGCACAUCCAAAUGAGAGUUCUCGAUGGAAGGUACCGGAACCUAAAAGUUUUGGGGGUACACGAGAUGCAAAGGAGCUAGACAAUUUCUUCUUUGAUAUGGAACACUACUUCACGUGCUCCCGAGUGGAUUUAGAAGUGGACCGGGUCAAUAUGGCAACGGUAUACCUGGUUAGGGAUGCAAAAUUGUGGUGGAGAACUAAAUGGAAUGAUAUUCAGCACAAUAGAUGUGUCAUUAACACAUGGGAGGGGUUGAAACAGGCGUUGAAGGCCCAAUUCUAUCCAGAAAAUGUGGAGUAUAUAGCAAAGUGCAAAGUAAUGGAAUUGCAACAGACGGGCUCGUUAAGGAGUUAUGUAAGGGAAUACCAAGCCUUGAUGUUGGACAUUGUAGACAUGAUUGAAUCGGAUAAACUGAUUCAUUUUCUUCGGGGUUUGAAGACAUGACCAAGAAAUGAAAUACGUUGGCAAGGUGCUGGUGAUCUCUCUUCUGCCCUCGCUGCUGCUGAACGAUUGGAUGAUUUUUCAGAUACUUCUGGGAAGCGAAAUUUCCCUACAUCCGCCAAUAAUGAUUCCCGUCCCAACAAAGUGUAUAAGCCCACAAAUGGGGGAAGGGAUAAGGAGACAAAUAGUUUUUGGAAAGAUAAAAGAGCGCCCAUGAAUAGGGAGUGGAGGGGCGGACGAACAGGGGGUGGAGAGCGUCGACCGAUCUCUUGUUUUCUUUGCAGUGGACCACAUCGAGUGGCGGAGUGCCCCGAUCGUAAGGCUUUGAAUGCUAUGAAGGCCCUUCGAGGGGAAACCGAAACCUCGACAGCAAUUCCAGAAGAACAACCGAAUAUGGUGGGAGCCUUGAGAUUUUUGGGGGCAUUAGAGCGUCAAGUAAUUCACAACAAGUCUCAGGAGAAGGGACUAAUGUAUGUGGAUCUACUUUUGAAUGGAAAGAAAAUCAGGGCCAUGAUUGAUACAUGGGCCACCCACAAUUUCAUUGCUGAUUCUGAAGCUCAACGGUUAGAAUUGCAAGUAGAUAAAGAUGUGGGCAAGAUAAAAGCAGUGAAUUCUCCAGCAUUAACCACGGUGGGAGUGGUACCUAAAGUGGCAUGCCAAAUGGGAUCAUGGUUUGGAACAGUUGAUUUCACUGUGGCACCCUUUGACGACUUUGAUGUGGUAUUGGGGAUGGAUUUUCUUAAAGUGACACGCUCAAUGCCGAUCCCAGCUGCGGAUUGUCUUGUGAUAAUGGGAAGUGCACCUUGUGCGGUCCCCGCAGCCUACAACAAUUUCAAUGAGAGGAAGUUGCUCUCAGCCCUCCAAUUCAAAAAGGGAGUAAAAAGGGGAGAAUCUUCUUUCGUGGUUCUACUAAUUGUCUCAGAAGAUGCAGAAGUAGGGGAAUAUCCACUUGAGAUUAAGGAAGUUUUAGAAGAGUUCAAGGAGGUGAUCCCGGAACAGCUACCCAGGGUUUUACCACCUCGACGACAGAUUGACCACGAAAUUGAACUUUUUCUAGGAGUAAAGCCGCCAGCCCGUGCCCCUUAUCGAAUGGCGCCGCCUGAGUUAGCUGAACUUAGAAGGCAACUGAAUGAUCUUAUUGCAGCAGGGUUCAUCCGGCCUUCAAAAGCACCUUUUGGGGCCCCAGUGUUAUUUCAGAAGAAAUAAGAUGGUAGUUUGCGCUUGUGUAUAGAUUAUCGGGCUCUUAAUAAGGUGACCGUGCGCAACAAGUAUCCUAUUCCACUGAUUGCUGAUAUUUUUGACCAGUUAAGUACAGCUAGAUAUUUCACGAAACUGGACUUGAGGUCGGGAUAUCAUCAAGUGCGUAUUGUUGAGGAAGAUGAACCGAAGACCACUUGUGUCACACGGUAUGGAGCAUUUGAAUUCCUUGUCAUGCCUUUUGGGCUAACAAAUGCACCCGCUACCUUUUGUUCUCUAAUGAAUCAGGUUUUUCGGGACUACCUUGAUCAGUUUGUGGUUGUUUACCUUGAUGACAUACUGGUUUUCAGCGCAUCCUUAGAAGAACAUAAAGAUCAUCUUCGAAAGGUUUUUCAAAAACUCAAAGAAAAUCAGUUAUAUGUAAAAGGGGAGAAGUGUGCUUUCGCUCAAAAGCGUAUUAAAUUCUUGGGGCAUAUCAUUGAGGAGGGCCAGAUUCGGAUGGAUUCAGCUAAAGUAAAAACUAUCAAGGAGUGGCGAGCACCUACAUCCGUUAGAGAACUGCGAUCUUUCUUGGGUCUAGCCAACUACUACCGAAAGUUUAUAGAGGGGUACUCUAGAAGAGUUGUAUUGUUAACGAAUUUAUUGAGGAAGGGGGUACCAUGGGGGUGGUCAGAAGAGUGCCAAUCAGCAUUUGUUGAAUUAAAGGAAAAGAUUGUAGGAGAUCCUGUGCUAAUCUUUCCUGAUGUGACAAAACCGUUUGAAGUGCAAGUAGAUGCCUCAGACUUUGCAUUAGGGGGAGUUCUCUUGCAGGAAGGGCAUCCAGUUGCUUUUGAAAGUAGAAAAUUGUCGGGUGCCGAACGGAACUAUACAGCACAAGAAAAGGAGCUUCUCGUAGUGGUACACUGUCUUCGGGUGUGGAGGCACUAUCUCUUGGGGUCCAAAUUUGUGGUAAAAACCGAUAAUGUAGCAGUUACUCAUUUUUUGUCACAACCUGGACUAACGUCAAAACAAGCCCGUUGGCAGGAGAAGCUAGCUGAAUUUGAUUUUGGCUUUGAAUAUAAAGUGGGGAAGAUGAAUGAAGUGGCCGACGCUUUAAGUAGAAAAACUGAAUUGGCAGCAUUGAAAAUCAUCAGUCAUCUAUCAACUAGUAGGGUGGCGCUACCUUUGAAGAAUCUUAUCAAGGAACAUUUAAGUACAGACCAGCAGGCGCAGUCACUAAGCAAACUAAUAGAUGAAGGGAAGACACGACAAUUCUGGGUAGAAGAUGGACUGAUAAUGACUAAAAGCAGGAGAGUCUAUGUGCCUAAAGCUGGAAACUUGAGGAAAACCUUACUGAAAGAGUGUCAUGAUACGUUGUGGGCUGGUCAUCCGGGAUGGCGAAGAACUCAUGCUUUGAUUACACAGGGGUACUAUUGGCCAAAUAUGCAAGAUGAUGUGAUGAGUUAUACUAAAACGUGCUUGAUCUGUCAACAAGACAAGGUAGAAAGAAAGAAGACCUCAGGUUUAUUAGAGCCAUUGCUAGUUCCUGCUAGGCCAUGGGAGAGUGUCUCUUUGGAUUUUAUUUCCUCGUUGCCAAAAGUAGAGGAGUUUGACACAAUUUUGGUGGUGAUUGACCGGUUCUCAAAGUAUGCAACUUUCGUACCAGUCUCGAAGUCGUGUUCAGCAGAGAAGACAGCUCAGUUAUUCUUCAAGCAUGUGGUGAAAUAUUGGAUGUUCCAGAAAGCUUAAUUAGUGAUAGGGAUGUUAGAUUCACGGGGGGAUUUUGGGGUGAACUCUUUCGUUUGAUGGGUUCAAACCUUAAUCUUUCCACGAGCUAUCACCCACAGACAGAUGGUCAAACUGAACGUUUUAAUGGGAUGCUGGAAGAAUACUUGCGACAUUUUGUUCACUCCAAUCAGAAGAAUUGGGUUACUUUACUAGACACGGCACAAUUCUGUUUUAACUCUAUGAAAUCUUCUGCAACUAAUAAAAGCCCCUUUGAGAUUGUGACAGGUCAACAACCAACUCUUCCACACACUCUGGAUGGUCCAUACAAAGGAAAUUGCCCAAAAGCCUACCAAUUCACGAAAAAUUGGUUGCAAAACAUCGAAGUCACCCGAGCUCAGUUAGAAAAAGCAUCCAAGCGCAUGAAGAAAUGGGCUGACAAAGGGAGACGACCACAACAAUUUGAAGCUGGAGAUCUGGUUCUUGUAAAAGUGCCGCUGGAGACAUUUCGCUUUCUUCGUGGCAAGGAUAAAAGGCUGUUACGUCGUUACGAAGGUCCAAUCAGAGUAAUCGAAAAGGUGGGACAUGCAUCUUAUCGGCUUGAGCAACCUGAGUGGAUGAAAAGCCACAGACGUCCAGUUCAUCCCGUGUUUCAUGUAAGCAAUUUCAAGCCAUUCCACACAGAUGAAGCAGAUCCGCACCGACAAAAAUUAAGGAGAUCAACAAUUUCCAGAAGGCAUCCUGUCACCAAAGAAGUCCAGGAGAUCAUUGCAGACAGAGUCGUCAAUCUAGAAGGUCGUCAACAACAACAAUUUCUGGUUCAGUGGUUAGGACUGGGGGAAGAAGAGAAUAGUUGGGAAACAGCAGACAACCUUCAGCAUGCCAUACAGAAGAUUGAAGAUUUCAGAAAUUCGUAGUCAACGACAUCUACAUCGACAUCAGAAGAGUGAGAAGGCCGUCUACAACACAUCGACGAGGACGUCGAUAAAUUGAGUGGGGGAGGAUGUUAGGGUGUGACCAUGUAAUGGGGAAAAUGGGGGAGUGAGAUACUGCUAUAAUUGUAUUCUUCAGGGAUUUAGAAUGAAUAUAUGAAUAUCUGUGUUAUCGCUUGUAUGGUGAUUCUCUUGUAGAUGAAUAAUACAAGUAGUUCU